Molecule: messenger RNA, 5573 nt
Organism: Hipposideros armiger (great roundleaf bat)
Lineage: Eukaryota; Metazoa; Chordata; Mammalia; Chiroptera; Hipposideridae
Gene: KASH5
Product: KASH domain containing 5
Exons: 19
Coding region: 1245-2765 (506 amino acids)
Biological process (GO): spindle localization; spindle assembly; chromosome localization to nuclear envelope involved in homologous chromosome segregation
Cellular component (GO): lateral element; meiotic spindle pole; nuclear outer membrane
Molecular function (GO): dynein complex binding
Source: RefSeq, a predicted model, not a curated record
UUUCUAACUUCUCUGUGCCUGAGUCUCCUUAUCUGUAAAGUGGGGCUGAUAAUAGCAGCCACCAUUGUCCAUGCAAAACGCUCAGAAGAGGCCCGAGUACAUGCCGAGAAAAUAAAUGUUUGAUUUUAUUACUGAGCUCCCACCAUGUGUCAGGCCCUCUGCCAGGGCCUUUUCAGAUUUUGUCUCAUUUCUCUAAAAUGGAGGGAACACCACCCCCAUUUUCCAGAGGAAGAAACUGAGGCUCAGAGAGGCUGAGUCUCUUGCCCGGGUUGUCCCCUGAGUCUGCCAGACCCUGAAGCCUGUGCUUAGCUGGCUGCUAUAUCCAGCUGUCCAGGGAACCUUAAAGGUCACUUCCAACUCUGGGAAAUAGUCUAGGCUGUCCUAGUGGCUCCUGGGGUAGAGGAUCUCCUCCUAUAUCCUGGAGUAUUUAUUGAGUGCCUAUUUUAUGCGGGCACUGUGGAUACAGCAGUGGACAAGCAGACCCUGGGACAUUCACUCUGUGUGUGUGUGUGUGUGUGUGUAGGCUCUUCACAUACACAGACGUAACCCAGCCCUCAGGGGGGAGGUCACUCUACCCACCCCCAUUUUACUGGUGGGGAAACUGAGGCUCCAAAAAGAGAAGCAACUUGCCCACAGUCGUGCAGCUGGGCUCCAAGCUCCUAAUGGCUCCCCCACUGCCCACCCUGCCUGGAUAACCCUAUUCCCCCUCAACUGGGGCCCCUGGCCUUGGGCUCCCAUGACACCAGCUUUGUGAAUCAGGGAAGGGGAGUGGAGAGAUAUCGGGCCCCCAGGCAGGCUAGCCGACCGGAGAUGCAGCAGGCAGAAUCGAUCCAGCCUGCCUGCGCUUCAGGUUAUCGGAUUGUUCCUGGCUCUCCUGGGCCCCCGCUUCACCCUAAGCUCCUCCCAGAAUCCUCUCUUCUUGGCCCUCCCCUGCCUCUGUCUCGCUCAGAACUGAGCCUGAGAGGCAGGGGAAGAGAAGAGGAAAGAGUGAUUGUUCAUUCUUUUUAUCAGGCUCCUGAGCCAAUUGGACACAAAGGAUUAGACAGCAGGGGGCACUUCCUGGCCUGAAAGAUGGUGCCCACAUCUCCAGGGUGGAGGUUUACCUCUGUGACCAGCCGGAGGAGGGGAGCCUGGGGACACUGCUCAGCUUAGAGGAGCAAAUACUCAACUCCACGUUCGAAGCCUGUGACCCCCAAAGGACAGGCUUUGUGGCUGUGACCCAUGUACUAGCCUACCUGGAGGCAAUGACAGGACGGGGCCCCCAGGAUGCACGCCUCCAAACAUUGGCCUGCAAGCUGGACCCCAAUGGAGAGGGUCCUCAGGCCACCGUGGACUUGGACACCUUCCUGGUCGUCAUGCGGGACUGGAUCGCUGCCUGUCAGCUGGAUGGAGGAUUAGAGCUGGAAGAGGAGACCGCCUUCGAGGGGACCCUGACCUCCCAGCAACUGCCAUCUGGAUGCCAAGAGGAGCCAGCCAACCUGGAGAGCUUUGGAGGCGAAGACCCCAGACCUGAGCUGCCCACCACAGCUGACUUGCUGAGCAGCCUGGAGGACCUGGAGCUCAGUAACCGCAGGCUGGUUGGGGAGAAUGCCAAGCUGCAGCGCAGCGUGGAGACUGCCGAGGAGGGGUCCGCACGUCUCGGGGAGGAGAUCUCGGCCCUGCGCAAGCAGCUUCGCAGUACCCAGCAGGCCCUGCAGUUUGCCAAGGCUGUGGAUGAGGAGCUGGAGGACCUGAAGAGCCUGGCCAAGAGCCUGGAGGAACAGAAUCGCAACCUUCUGGCCCAGGCCCGGCAGACAGAAAAGGAGCAGCAGCACCUGGUGGCUGAGAUGAAGAUUCUGCAGGAGGAGAAUGGGAAGUUACUGGCUGAGCGGGAUGGAGUGAAGAGGAGGACUGAGGAGCUGGCCACAGAGAAGGAUGCUUUGAAGCUGCAACUCUAUGAGUGUGAACGCCUCAUUUGCCAACGUGACGCCGACCUCUCUGAGCGCACUUGCCACGUGGAGAGUCUGGUCAAGACCUUGGAAGAGUACAGAACAACAAUCCAGGAACUGAGGCUGGAAAUCUCACACCUGGAGGAGCAGCUGAGUCAGACCCAUGAGGGGCCAGAUGAGAUACCGGAAGGGGCUCAGGCAAGAAGAGUGGGCAGGACCAAGCUGCUGCCCCCAUCACUGGGCGUGGAGAUACAGGCCAUUCGGCAGAAACAACUUGUCUCCCAGAAACAAGAAGUGGCAGCUGCCGAUCUCUCCAGCCCUCUGUGUGGGGUGUGGCAGUGGGAGGAGGGCAUCAAUGAGAGCAAGGAGGAAGCUGAGUUUCUACCUGAAGCCCCACCUGAGGAACAGAGAAACUUCCAGGGAGAGCUAGAGCAUCCUCACGAAGGCAGAAAGGAGCAAUCGAUUUGGCUGCCCAGAAGAGAGGAGGCGGAAGCGGAGACCCAGGUCACGGCUGAAUUCCCCAUCCCUCUGGGAGACCUUUCCCCUGGAGACAUCGCAGGAAGUCCUCUGGAGAGCAGCCCUGCCAAGCUGGACCUGCAGCAAGCCCUGGUGCCUGUGGAGAAGGAGCUGGUCCCAGUCAGGAGGCCCAUGUGGGGCCAGCUCUGCCUAUGCCCGCUGCAACCCCAGCACCUCAGGGUCACUUGGCACCCGCUGAUCCCGGUGCCUGUCCUGGGCCUGCUGCUGCUGCUGCUGCUCUCCAUCCUGCUGAUGGGCCAGUCCCUGCCCCCCACCUGGCCCCACCUCCAGCUCUGCUACCUCCAGCCCCCGCCAGUGUGAGCCAUGCUGCCCACCUCUCAGAGCAAUGUCUAGUUCAUUGAAUUCCCCGGAGCUCUUUUUACUGUUAUUCCUAUUGUGCCAUUGCUACUUGGGAUUAGCCUAGUAUAGGGAUCCCAGAUACUGUACUCCAGUCCACACCCUUGUAUGGGGUCUUCAUGGUGACCACUAUGUUUCUUAUUUAUGUUUUAUUUAUUAUUUUUUUAAAUUUAUUUUUCUUACCACUAUGUUUCUUAACAGUAGAAAAACACACCCAGUAAUGGACUAAGCACUAGGGGUUUAUUUUCCUCACAAAACAAGCCUGGAGGAGAACAGCUCAGUUUCCACAACUGCAGUGCCAGCAUACUGUGAUUCCCUGUGAUUCUCUUGGCCCUUCCCUCAUGCUUAAGGGAUGGCAAGCAUUGUAGCUUCAUAUGUCAUAUCUGCAGGGAGAAGGGGACGUGUCCCUUCUUUUUUAUUUAAAAAAAAAAAUCAGUAGCCUUCCCAGAGCCAGCAGCAGACCUGUGUGUAUGUCUCAUUGGCCGGACUAUUUGGCAUAACCAUUCCUAGCUGCAAGGGAGGCUGGGAGACUGAGCACCUCUCCUGGCAGAAAAAGGGAGAAAGAGAUGUGGGCCAGGCACACACCACAGAUGUCCACUGCCGUGCAAACAGCCAGCAAGAAGGGGACCAAAGUGCCAUUUGUUCACUCAGUAAACACUGAGUGACCAUCUAUGUACCACUGCAAGACCUUAGAAGAAAAAGCUGUAGAGAAACAGGCCCUCUGAUGCCAGGUGUUGAUUUCCUCCCGAGGAUGACGCGAGCUUUGGGAGGUUUUGUUGCUUGUUUUUGGUUAUUUAUGUUUUAAUUGAGGUGUAACUUACAUAUAGAUAAAUGGACAAAUCUCAAGUAUCAGCUGGAGGAAUUUUUACAUAUGUAAACACUCAUGAAACCCAAACCCAGGUCAAGAUAUACAACAGUUUCAACACCACAAGAGCUUCCUUGGGAGAGUUUGAAUAAGGGAGGGACAGAGUCACACUUAUUUAAGGACAGACAGUGAUAGAGGCAGCUGCAGGCUCUGUGGGAGCCCAGGAAGAGCACCUAACGCAGCCUGGAAGGCUAGAGAUUUAUUCCCAGAUUAGUGACAUCUGUGUUUAGUCUUGAAAGAUGGGUAAAGUUGGUUACAGUGAGCAGGGACUGAGGAGGGUGUCACAGGCAGAGGAAGACCAGGUGGUGGCAAAGAGACUCUGUGUGGAAAGCCAUAGGCAGCACCAUGUUGCUGGGAUUCAAAAAAAAAAAAAAGUUUUGGAGCCAGGGGAAGGAUUUGAGGCUACAGAGUGGUGAAAUAUAAGGUAGAGGUGGGCAAGAGUCCAUGAAGGGUUUUGAACAGCUUAAACUUUACUCCUAAGUGCCCAAGAGAGGGCUGUGAGCAGAGAAGGGACAGAAUCAACUCUGGGUGGGAAAGAGACCUCUGAGUCUGUGUAGGAGUGAGGCUGAAGGCAGGAGGUUGGGAGAAGGCUGGGGCUUUGGUCCAGGUGGGAGAGGAUGAGGUCUGACCUGGGCCCGGCGUGUGGGUGGGAAGAAGGGAAGGGUGGAGCGAGGCACAGCAGGAGCCAUGGAGCCCAGGACUGGCCGGCUGUGAAGGCGGAUGAACAGGGAAGUGGCAAGGACAGCACCUGGUUCUGACCCAGGGACUGGUAGAGGGGAGCCAUUCCCAAGAUUGGGAACCCACGAAGAGUGGGUUUGGGGGAACAUUCUAAGCUCAUUUGGGAUGGGAUGAAAGAGCUCUAAGAGGUGGCUGGAGCCCUGAGCUCUGGGCCUGGGAAUAGGGGUCUGCGUGUUUCUAGCUGUGAACGGUCAUCAAAGCUAUCAGGAUUGCUGAACUUUCCUGGGGAGAGGGAGGAAAGGGAUUCCAGGCAACUUUUUGUGAAAAGCCUCAAACACUACGCAGAGAUCUAUGGAGGAAGUAGAGUAUGAGAAGAGUACAGGCCAAGAUCCAGCUACCAGGCCCUCAGGCAAACAGGAUUAGGUUCUUCACAGUGUUUAGAAGAGUGCCUGGCAUAUAAUAACUGCUCAUAACAUUCUAAUCCCAUUUCUCCAUAAGAGUAGUGGAAAGAUCUAGACUUAGAAGUUGCACUGAUUUGGGUUCCAGUUAUCCUUCUGACCUUUAUUAGCGCUGGCAACUUGGGGAAAUUACUCCUGACUUUCAGCGUCUUGUUUCUUUAUUUGUAAAAUUUGGCCAACUCUGAAUGGCUUUGAGGAAUACAGUUGUUUAUUAUUCAGUAUUUCAAUAACCGAGAAACAAGCUUACCUCACGGCCUAAGGGCCAAUUAAGGUGCGGUCCGCCUCCCAGAAAUGCAAAUUGUUAGAGAGCUUGCCAAUCACCAAGCGCCAGUCCCGCACUCUCCCCACUCGCGGCCGUGCCCAGUUCUACCCUCUUCUCUAGAACCAACCAGAGCGUGGUCCGCACGAGCUGCGCCCCGGGGAGCGGUUCAGAGCCAUUGGCGUCUCACUGGAGUGAGUUGCCAUAGUCACCAUUGAGGGGCGGAGCUGAAGGGCUAGCCGAGCCUCCAGAGAGAGGGAGGCAGAUUCUGAUUGGCUGCUUCCUCGCUUCACGUGUAUCCCCGGUAUCCCCCCGCCCUCGCCCCAAGCCAUCCAGAGUCUGACUCCUGGUCCGCUUUCUCUUCUGUUCCCGCCCCACUUUGCUACCCCAAUGGUCUCCCCGGAAAGGCGCAGUUAGAAAACUCUGAAGAAGCUGCUGCAGGCUGCUGCGAGAGGAGGGGGAAACCCUUUUCUAAUAAAAGCGUUUUGCUUGGUGCGGGGCGUUGUGCUGAA